Nematostella vectensis (starlet sea anemone) is the source of this 1257-nucleotide messenger RNA. RefSeq lists its product as uncharacterized. The transcript has a single exon. Gene Ontology annotation, molecular function: nucleic acid binding. The coding region runs from base 1 to 1257 and encodes 418 amino acids. The record is from RefSeq and is a predicted model, not a curated record. NCBI's taxonomy places the organism in Eukaryota, Metazoa, Cnidaria, Anthozoa, Actiniaria, Edwardsiidae. Gene Ontology annotation, biological process: DNA integration.
AUGUAUACCUAUGGGGCAGAUAUUGAUGUUAUGACUGACCAUAAACCUUUAGAGUCCAUCUUUAGGAAACCGCUGCACAAAGUGCCUCCCCGUCUACAGCGAAUGAGGCUGAGACUCCAAAAAUACCACACUUCUGUCCGUUACGUGCCAGGCAAGUACCUAUACAUAGCCGACACCUUAUCCAGAGCAUAUGACACAGAAGCCCAAACCCAGACUAAUGACAUGCAUGACGAAAUGGAGCACAUGGUCCAUUGUAUUAUGACAGACCUGCCUGUCUCAGACACGAAGCUCUCACAGCUCCAAGAAAUAACAGGCAAGGACCAGGACAUGUUACUUCUUGGUAAGUAUAUAAGGGAAGGGUGGCCGCAAAACAGACAAAGUGUUCCAGUGCAACUUAGACCCUACUGGAAUGUGCGUCAUGACCUACACCUGUUAGAUGGGCUUGUCAUGAAGGACCAGCGAAUAGUUAUUCCAGUCACAUGGAGACCGCAAAUUCUCCAACAAAUACACAAGGGCCAUUUUGGUAUAGAGAAAAGUAAGGCUAGAGCACGGGCCGCGGUAUACUGGCCGGGUCUUAGUGCCGACAUCUCCGAAAUGAUAACAAAAUGUGACAAGUGUUUAAGUUUACAGAGAAAACAGCAGAAAGAGCCAAUGCAGCUCAGGGAGGUACCACUGUUGCCAUGGCAACACAUUGCAUCAGACAUUGGUGAGUAUCAAGGGAAGCUCUACCUAGUGGUCAUUGACUACUAUUCCAAGUAUAUAGAAGCAGUGAACAUGAGUGGGAAAAAAGCUGGACAUGUUAUCAAGGCGCUGACCGAAAUUUUUUCUAGACAUGGAUACCCUGAAACGCUCACAGCUGAUAACAACCCUUUUAAUGCAGAAGAAAUGCACGAAUACGCCAGUCGAUGUGGAUUUAGAGUUAUUCCUACUAGUCCUUUAUACAGCCAGUCCAAUGGCCUGGCAGAGAAAGCAGUAGGGAUUGUAAAGGGAAUCCUAGGUAAGGGAUGCAAUCUACAUGAAGGUCUAAUGGUCUAUCGCAACACUCAGGUAAGUAAUUUUCCAUACUCUCCUAACCAGAUGCUUUUCAGUCGUCAGGUACGUACAACCCUCCCCAUGCACCCUAGAGCACUUCUCCCCACUGUGCAUGAUGACAUCCGCACACAGCUACAGGAUCGGCAAUUGAAAACAAAAGAGUACUAUGAGAAGGGAUCAAAGCCCAUACCCCCAUUGAAGGAAGGGGAUAUGAUAAGGUUUUAG